AUGACGAGUUCGCAGUUCAUCACGGACGCGCUGAAGGACGUGGAGGCCGAGCUCAACAAGGGCACAGUCCAGGCUGAGGAGGCGGUUGGACCGAAUCCUCCUGGCUCGACCGCUCAAGGUGCCGACCAAGGAUCCCAGCCCAAGCGCCGGAAGGUCAUCGUCGACUUUGAGGAGGUCAGCGACGAGAAGGAGGGCGACAGCAGUUCCGGAAGCUCAUCCGAGGUUGACGAGGACACCGAGGCGCGGGAAAGGCGAGCCAAGCUCCUGGAGGAUGUGCCGUUUUCAGUUCAACGAAACCUGGCAGAGCGACGCAAGCGGCAGGAAGAGGCCUCGAUGGAUCCCCACGCCUUGGACUUCGUGAAGAAGCAGCGCAUGCAUGAGGCGUUGUCCAAGACCUUCGGAGCCCCGACAAAGCUGCAGGAGGGCGAGCUGCGCAAUCGCAUGGAGCAGGCCUAUGCGCAAGUGCGCUCGGUGCGGAAGGUGAUCCGGAGAAAGGGGAAGGAUGAGCUUCCCAAGAAAGGGAGGCAGGCUGCGACCGUGGAUGUGUUGACUGCAACCGCCGAUUUGGCGGUUCCCUACUUCAAGCCAGGCGAGUUCGAGGCCCUCGUCAAUGACACGAUCGGCCAAUGGAUUUUGUGGACGGGCUCGUCACGGCUCGUCAAGGUGGGCCGGGGUCUCGAGAUCUAUGAAGUGAGUGCCUCCCUCCACCGUGCCGAGAUGGAGGGUGUGACGGAGGUGGUCACAGGCCGGGCCCGGGCUGAGUACCAGUGGUCGAAGCUAGACAAUGAGUGGCGGCGCAGCUACAUCGACCCCUUGAAGAAGGCGGUCGGCGUUUACUUGGAGCACAACGGCAUCAAAGGCGUGCCAAAAGGCCAGAUGGUGGACCCGGCCAGAGUGCUGGACUCGCGCUUCGUUUUGACCAACAAGGGCGGUCCGACGCUCAGUGAUGCUGAAUUGAAGGCCAGGUGGAUCUUUGGUGGACACAAAGAUCCAGAUGCGGGGCUCUACGACACAUCGUCGCCGACGGCCAGCAUUCUGGGCCACAACUUGAUCAACUUUGUGGCCGUCCAAGAAAAAUGGGUGGUGCAUUUCGAGGACGUGAGCGCUGCCUUUCUUCAAACCAAGGAGCUUCCCCGAAAAGAGCGCAUCUACGUCAAGGUGCCCAAGGGAUACCCCCCAGAAGUCAUCGACUACCUCGUUGCCGAGCUGGGUGACGAUGUGCGUGACGAUCUGGUGGAGCUUACAAAGGGUGGCUUCGGUUUGCCCGAGAGCCCGCGCUUGUGGUACCUCGAGUACAAGGACACCAUCCAGGACUUGGGCUUGAUGGAGAUGAGCCUGCUUCCAGGUGUUUUCCGGGCCUUUCAUCCUCCUCCUCGACGCAGAGUCCGGGCCCUGGCAAGCAUCCACGUGGACGACACAAGAUAUGCAGGCGAUGAGACGGCCCAAGAAAUUUGGGAUCAGCUGAGGAUGAGGUUGAAGUUUGGCAAGCAGCGAAAGGCGACCGAUGGCUGGGUCAAGUUCUGUGGCCGUUGGGAAAGGCAAGAUCCCGAGACAUUGGAGAUGGAGUACUCCAUGGAGGAGUACACCAAGGCCAUACCGUUCGCUCGGGUGCGGCCUUCGACAACCACUUCUUCGGCGUCUACGGCUUCCACGCCGGCUUCAACCACGGCGAGCCCAAGGUCCGGACCAUCCUCAGCACCUACGGCAUCCACGACUACGCCGACGGCUUCCUCGACGACUUUGCCCGCGGAGGAGAAAGGGCCAGGGCACAGUGAGUGGAUGUCCGAGCCGAUUGCCGGUGACUCCGACUUGCAUGUGGGACUACCUGCAGGAACGAGUGGAGCAGCUCCCCGCCAACGUGGAACAGUUGACGGAGGCGGAGAAGAAAGUGAUCAGUUCGAUUGUUGGACAGUUGCGGGCCGCUCGGCAAGGACGAUACGACCUCUCCUACGUGAGUCAAGCGAGCGCGGCACCUUCAAGGUUCGAAAUUUGGGCUGCCCCCUGGACGAGCUGGUCGUGAUCUCUGUGAGUGAUGCAGCUUACGGGGCGAUGCCAGGUGGGCACAGUCAAGGGGGCAACUUGGUGAUGGUGGCUCACCCGAGUGCCGAGUGUUCUUCAAGGUGCUCUAUGUCGGCCGAGAUUUCUUCCCUGGCCACGGCUUAUGAGCAUGGCGACUUCGUGCGGGCGGUGCUGGCCGAGCUCCUUGACUCCACCUUCGAGAUCCAGCGAUGGAAGGGUCGAUGGCGUCACAUCCUGGCUACGGAUGCGAAGACUGGUUAUGAUGCUGUGUCGAGCGAGACCUUGCCGAGUGAUCGGAAGAUCGCGAUUGAUGUUGCGGUCCUCCGCCAAGCUGUCCUGGAAGCCGACAAGGGCUGCUACAUCCGCUGGGUGCCGGGUUCUGAGAUGGUCGGGGAUGGUCUCACAAAGUGGGGUCACAACGGAGUGCUUGCUAAAGUCAUCGCCGAAGGCGAAUGGGCACUCGCUGACAAUGACGAAGCCCGCGAGCUUCGCAAAGUGGCUGCUUUGAAGAAAGCUUUAUGGCGUAAAG
Molecule: messenger RNA, 2548 nt
Organism: Symbiodinium pilosum
Lineage: Eukaryota; Dinophyceae; Suessiales; Symbiodiniaceae
Source: the annotation of a GenBank genome assembly